Sus scrofa (pig) is the source of this 2411-nucleotide messenger RNA. It is a transcript of the gene PAQR6, whose product is annotated as progestin and adipoQ receptor family member 6. The record is from RefSeq and is a predicted model, not a curated record. NCBI's taxonomy places the organism in Eukaryota, Metazoa, Chordata, Mammalia, Artiodactyla, Suidae. Gene Ontology annotation, molecular function: signaling receptor activity. Gene Ontology annotation, cellular component: membrane.
ACGCCCAUUCUGAGGAACUAGAGGCAUCACGCCCCCCUCCCCCAUUUCCAUGGCUACAGCACAGACUACUCCAGAGACCUCUAAACCCUAGUGCUGAGGGAAGGGACCCUGUGGGGAGCUAGACCCCAGCAUCGUCCAGUCCCACCUCUCCCCUGGGCAGCUGGGCGGCACUCAGGUCAGAGCACUUCCCAUCCCCACUUCUGAGAGGGGUCAUCCAUCUUAAAGCGCUGCCUAAGUGCAGGGAGUAGGGACCAGCUCUGCCCUGUGCUUAGCAGGGUCCCCAGCACCCAACUCUAGGGCAGAGGGCCUCCAAACUGUUGGAUGACAGGAGCAGAGGCUUGGGGUUCCGACUGGCAGCAUGAGGCCCAGAGUGUGCAGCACAAACACAGUGGGCAAAGUGGCAGCAGGAAGAGGGGCGGGGCUAGCUGGAAAGUUGGCCUGGGGAGGUGGGGGGAGUGUCCUGUUCUCCCUCCUCCCAGGCAGUUCCACCCGCCCUGGUGGCCCAGCCCCUCCACUUGUGCCAAGGAAUGUGCCUGGGAGAGGCAGCUCAAGAGACAGGCGGGGCAGCAGAGCCGUGGCCACCGGAGGCAGCACACAGGUCGGGCCGAGGGGCACGGGGCUCAGAAGGGACUGGGACCCCAAAUGCCUCCCAGGGGCGUCAACGUGGAGGUACCGGGUCACCAUGCUCAGUCUCAAGCUGCCCCAACUCCUUCGCGUUCACCAGGUCCCCAGGGUGUUCUGGGAAGACGGCAUCAUGUCUGGCUACCGCCACCCCACCAGCUCGGCCUUGGACUGUGUCCUCAGCUCCUUCCAGAUGACCAACGAGACCGUCAACAUCUGGACUCACUUCCUGCCCACCUGGUACUUCCUGUGGCGCCUCCUGGCACUGGCGGGAGGCCCCGGCUUCUGGUCGGAGCCCUACCACUGGCCGCUGCUCAUCUUCCUGCUGCCUGCCUGCCUCUACCCAUUCGCGUCGUGCUGCGCGCACACCUUCAGCUCCAUGUCGCCCCGCGCGCGUCACAUCUGCUACUUCCUGGACUACGGUGCGCUCAGCCUCUACAGCCUGGGCUGCGCCUUCCCCUAUGCCGCCUACUCCAUGCCGGCCUCCUGGCUGCACAGCCGCCUGCACCAGCUCUUUGUCCCCACCGCCGCACUCAAUUCCUUCCUGUGCACCGGCCUCUCCUGCUACUCCCGGUUCCCGGAGCUAGAAAGCCCUGGGCUCAGUAAGAUCCUCCGCACAGCCGCCUUCACCUAUCCCUUUCUGUUUGACAACCUCCCACUCUUCUAUCGGCUCGGACUGUGCUGGGGCAGGGGUCCGAGCUGUGGGCAGGAGGCGUUGAGCACCAGCCACUGCUACCACCUCUUCUGCGCACUGCUCACUGGCUUCCUCUUCGCCUCCCACCUGCCUGAGCGGCUGGCACCAGGACGCUUUGACUACAUUGGCCACAGCCACCAGCUGUUCCACAUCUGUGCAGUGCUGGGCACCCACUUCCAGCUGGAGGCGGUGUUGGCUGAUAUGGGAUCUCGCCGAGCCUGGCUGGCCACACAGGACCUGCCCCUGGGCCUGAUGGGCACGAUGGCCACACUGGGCUUGGUGGUAGCUGGGAACCUGCUCAUCAUCACCGCUUUCACAGCUUCCCUAUUUCGGGCCCCCAGUACAUGCCCCCUGCUGCAGGGUGGCCCACUGGAGGAGGGUACAAAGGCCAAACUACAGUGAGGCUCCAGCUCUGAGCCUACCCUGGAGGGAGGCAGAAGGCUAGGCCCCGGUGCUGGGGAGAAGCCCAGCCCCAGGCCUGAUAAAGAGGGGACACAUCUGAGCCUGGAACCAAGAGUGGCUGAGAAAGAGCGCAGAGGUGAGAAGGCAGAGGAGAGGUGUGGGUCUGGGGGUCUGGGAGAGAGCAGGAGGGCUGGUAAGGGUGCACUAGAUGGCCUAGGGAAGUGCUGAGGGUCUGAGAGGGGAGUGUGUGUCCAGGCGGUAGCUGCCCCACCCACCACUGGAGGCUGGGAUGGGAGGGCGUUGGGCCCUUUCAUCUGGUCCCAUUUCUGGUGCUCCUGGAGUCUCUGCUCAGCCCAGGGAAGAACUAACAUGACUAACCAGGCCCAUCCCAAUGCUUGUUAACCAGGCUGGGAGGCCCACUACUGCCCCCACCCCCACACCAGGCAGUAUCAUCUGCUGGCAGCUCUUUGCCUAUAAAGAUGAGGCCAUCUGUCCUGGUCACAGCUGUGUACUCCUGGUGUCCAGGCCUUUGGGGUCUGGUCUAUUUGAGUAUGUCACGGAUGGUGCAGUGGGUUGAGAUCGGGGAGCGUGCUGGGCUAGAGAGGGGAACCCUAGUUAGACUUUAGGAAGCCACCUACAAUGCUUCUAGAACAAGACAGGAACAAAUAAAUAAGCAUCAGAUUUUGCUAAAGCA